Molecule: messenger RNA, 435 nt
Organism: Oppiella nova
Lineage: Eukaryota; Metazoa; Arthropoda; Arachnida; Sarcoptiformes; Oppiidae
Source: the annotation of a GenBank genome assembly
CCGCCCUCGCCCUUAGACGCGCCCUUAGAACUGAUUCCCGAGACCCGCGACCACCCGGCGGGCCUCGAUUUGGACGAAUUCCUACCGAAGCACUUGCAGGACACCAUGCGGUUGGGUAUUCACCCACAACCAGAAAUGUCUGAGUCUGAAGCCAUGUCCGCCAUCAUGAGAGGACACAAAUCCAUAGUCACUGUAUUAUCUCAUCGGCGAAAAAACAUGUGUAUAAUCCUCGCGAUGUGGAGCUCUAAGGACUCUCGCAAUGCACUCGAACAGGCCAUCCAUAUGGAGGACCAGUCUGUGAUCGUCGAUAUACUCAAUGUCAUCACUUUAAAGCCAGCCGUCUGGACUCUAGACAUGUGUCAGAUUCUUCUUCCUUGCAUUCAAGACCUGCUUCAGAGUAAAUAUGAAAGCCCCAAGUGUGUCACAAAAGUUUAA